AUGCGGCACCUUGAAGAUAGAUUUGGUAGACCUGGAUCUUUAGCACUAGCCGAGUUAGAAAAAAUGAAACGGAUAAAACCAGUGAAAAAUGAUCCAAGAGACAUUUGCAGAUUCGCCAGCCAGGUAAAGGCCUCUAUUUCUGUCAUCAAAACCUUGAAGAAACCACAGUAUCUUCACUCACCAGAAACUUCCAAGUGCAUAAGGGAAAAAAUGUCAGUGAACAUGUUCGAUAGAUACGUCGCCUUUUAUAGCCGAUACAGAGAUACAGAAAUAGCCGACCUAGAAAUAAUCGAUUUAUUUCUUACCGAAGAAGUACAGAAUUAUGGAGUUUUCGCUCCACCUGAAAUUAUUGACACCAUAAAGCCGCAAUAUGCAAACAUGAGAAGGAUAGUUCACGCUAUGUUAGAGCCAGAAGAGAGAAAACAAGAAUCACCGUCGACGAGUCGAGAAAUAGCCAUUCGCACAGUUAAGAGUGCAUGUAACUUAUGUGAUGAGAAUCAUGGCCUAUUAGAAUGCAAGAAAUUCAGAGAAGCAAGCGUAGAUGAACGAUGGGAAAUUGCGAAGAAAGCUAAGAUAUGUUUCAAGUGCCUUCGUUACAGACACCAGAGACUGGACUGCAAGGCUCCACCCUGUAGGAGAUGCAGGAGAUACCACCAUGUAGCUCUUCAUUCUGAAAGACCCGCACCAGCUGCAGUCCAGCAGAAGAACGAGUCGUGCAACAAUGUCGACUACGAAGAUGAAACAUAUAACGAUGAAGAUGGGUAUUUUGAUGAUGAACCAGAAGAGAAAAUUGUAUCCAUCAAUACCACAGUGACUAAAGGAAAGGUGUAUUUGAAGAUGGUGCCAGUGAACCUAUAUGGCCCAAAAGGAAAAGUCCGAGUGUUAGCAUUGUUAGAUGAAGGAUCUACAAUUACACUGGUAGAUUCCUCGAUUGCAGAGAAGAUUGGAGUUGAAGGAAAGAGAGAACCAUUGACAAUAGAAACGGUUGGUGGAAAAGAAUUGAAGAAGAAUAACUCCUUGAAGGUCAAAUUGAAAAUAAAAGGCGUCAACAGUAGAGAAAUAAUGACAAUGGAAGCCAGGACAAUGGACGAUUUGAAGUUGUCAGAACAAAAAGUUGAUACAGACGUAAUAAACAAUUGUCCUCAUUUAGUAAAAAUCAGAAAAGAACUCGUUUACACCGGUGAAAAGCCUAAGCUUCUUAUAGGACAGGACAAUUGGGGAUUGAUUGUCACAAGGAAACUAUUAAAAGGAAAGGCCACCAAACCAGUGGCAUCACUUACAAGACUAGGAUGGGUUCUGCAUGGAUUUGAUACAAGUGCUAACGCCGUAGUUAACUUCGUUAACCACUGCCGAACUAAGGAAGAUGAAAUAGAAGAAAUCGUCAGAGAACACUUUAAACUGGAGUCUUUGGGAAUACAACCUAAUUUGCCGAGUAAUGACAGUGACCGAAGAGCCUUAGAAGUUUUAGAGAGUACCACGAAGAAACUACCAAAUGAUCAAUACGAAACAGGACUCUUAUGGAAAAAAGAAGAUGAAACUCUACCGAACAAUUAUCAUCAAGCUCUUCGACGACUUAUGAAUAUUGAAAAGAAACUAGACCGAGACGAUGCAUUAAAAGAAUCUUAUACAAAGCAAAUAGAGAAGUUGUUGGAAAAGGGUUACGCAGAAAAGGCCCCAGAAAAUACCAGUAGCGGGAGAACCUUUUAUCUUCCUCAUUUUGCAGUCGUUCAUCCAAUCAAGAAGAAGCCAAGAAUAGUGUUCGAUGCAGCGGCAAAAUUUGAAGGUAAAAGCCUUAAUGAUGCGCUACUAGCAGGACCGGAUUUACUUCAAUCCCUAUUUGGAGUUUUGUUACGAUUCAGAGAGGGUCCAGUAGCAGUGGUGGCCGAUAUUCAAGAAAUGUUUCUAAGGAUAAAGAUAAGAGAAGCGGAUAGAGACAGCCUUAGAUUCUUAUGGCGUGGAGAAGAUAGAAAGAAGAAACCUGAAGAAUAUCGGAUGACUUCGGUAAUCUUUGGAGCUGCAUCGUCUCCAGCGACCGCCAUAUACGUCAUGAAUAAAAACGCUAAGGAAUACGGAAAAUCUUUCCCUGAAGCAGUGAAAGCAAUUGAAAAGAACCAUUAUAUGGACGAUUACCUGCAAAGUUUCAGGACCACUGAAGAAGCAAAGCAAACGGCAGCAAAAGUGAAAGAAAUUCAUGAAAAGGCAAGUUUUCACUUGAAAGGCUGGGCUAGCAAUGAUGCGAGAGUAAUUGAGGAAUUCAGAGAAAAGAUACAGAAUGAUUCUUUAGAACUCACGAAAGAAGAAAAAACUCUUGGUUUAAGAUGGUUGGUGAAAGAAGAUGCAUUGGCUUUUAAUGUUGGUUUACGAAAUACCUCGGAAGAACUCAUGAAUGGGACAAAAAUUCCCACCAAACGAGAAGUAAUGAGCGCUGUCAUGUCAACAUUUGACCCUUUGGGAUUUGCGACACCUGUAUUGAUUCAGGGGAAGAAAUUAAUUCAAGAUAUUUGGAGAACGAAAAUUGACUGGGAUGAAAAAAUUCACGAAGAUCAAGUGAAGUCAUGGUUGAAGUAUUUGGAAGAAGUAUCCACUCUAACAGAAUUAAAAAUCGCAAGAUGUAUCUCGCCGUACUCGCAAGAAGGAGAAUUACAUACCUUUACAGACGCAAGCGAAGAAGCUUAUGCCGCAGCCGUGUAUUGGCGGACUAUAGGAACUGAUGGGAAGAUACACGUUACCCUAAUUGCAGGGAAAGCAAGGGUCGCACCGACGAAACCCAUUUCGAUUCCAAGGCUAGAACUGCAGGCUGCUUUACUAGGGACAAGGUUAGCAGCGACAAUAGAACGCGAAAUGGAUCUACGUGUGCUAAAAAAAGCAUAUUGGACCGACUCAAGUACAGUGUUGCAAUGGAUUAAAUCUGAUCCUCGAAAAUUUAAAACCUUCGUAGCUCACCGGCUGGCUGAAAUCGAAGAAUCGACGAACGUUGGAGAAUGGAGGUGGGUGCCUACUAAAGAAAAUCCAGCCGACGAUGCGACGAGAGGGACGCCAAAUGACUUUGACCAAGCAGCAAGAUGGUUCCAAGGCCCCUCUUUCUUGCGCAAAAACGAAAAUGAAUGGCCUGUGAGAAGAUUUGAUAAAACGAAUGAAAAUCUGGAAGAGAAAGAAAUAAGGCAACAAGUUGGAACGAUAAAGGUACCAACGGUUGAACUACCAGAUCCAGAAAGGUUUUCAAGUUGGAUCAAGCUGCUUCGAGUUACUGCGAGAGUUAUUCAAUUCUUGGAUCUGUUAAGAAAAAGAAAGAAUGAAAACGUUAACGCUGCCAGGCGCAAGGACGAGAUAUGGAGACCAAACGAAAAACCCCAGAAAAAGAAAGAUCGAAUAAUCAUAGAAACAAAGAAGAAAGAGAAAAUAUAUUUCAUUCCUUUAGAAGAAGAACAAUUGAGAAAGGCGGAAGCAUUUUUGAUAAAAAGAAGUCAAAUAGAAAGUUUCAAUAAAGAAAUUGAAUGCUUGAAAAAGGAGAUACCGUUAGAAAAAUGCAGCCGAUUAAAGAAGAUAGACGUUUACCUGAACAGUAACGGAAUAAUUAAAUUAAGAAGUCGAACAAGAAAAUUCUCAUGUAGGAAAACCAACCCACCAGUACUGGAUGGAAGACAUAAAAUUGUUCGAUUAAUUGUUGAAGAUUAUCACAAACGAUUCUUGCAUGCAAAUACGUUAACGGUAAUGAAUGAGAUAAGACAAAAAUAUUGGAUUCUGGGAUUAAGAUCUACCGUUAAAGGAAUUAUUCACGGAUGUCAGUGGUGUAAAGUAAAGAAAGGCAUGCCAGAGACACCACCAACUGGAAAUUUACCAAUCGAACGAAUGCAGUAUCAUCAAUAUCCAUUCUCCAGCUCAGGUGUGGACUAUUUUGGACCAAUGACAAUCAAGGUGGGAAGAAGGAUCGAGAAACGCUGGGGAGCGUUGUUUACGUGUCUUACAACCAGAGCUAUCCAUUUGGAGCUUGUUCCAUCGCUAACGGCAAGCUCGAUGAUAAUGGCAUUACGUCGAAUGGCAGCACGGCGGGGAAUGCCCAGAACUAUUGUAAGUGAUAAUGCGACAAACUUUAUUAAAGCCAGCAAAGAACUAGAAGAAGCUGCUGCAGAAAGAGGAAUCAGAUGGAAGUUCAUACCUCCCGGAACUCCAAACAUGGGCGGUGCCUGGGAAAGGAUGGUUAGGUCAGUGAAAACAGCUUUGGCUGCAGUUUUAAACGAAAGAAACCCUCCUGAAGAAGUUUUGCACACGUUGAUGACGGAAGUAGAACAUAUAGUAAACUCACGACCACUUACACAUCUUAGUACAGACCCAGAUGACGAAGAAAGUUUGACUCCUAACCACUUUCUUUUAGGGAGAUCAAGCGGAAUAGAAACCCCAGGAGAAUUCAACGACCACGAACUUAUCGGAAAAGCGAAUUGGAGAACUGCUCAGAGACUAACUGAUCAUUUUUGGAAAAGAUGGAUUGACGAAUAUCUACCCACCUUAAUGCCUAGGAAAAUUACUGGGAGGGAAACAAAUGACCCACAAGUAGGCGAUAUUGUAUUGAUAGUAGACUCAACACUUCCACGAAAUACUUGGCCACGAGGGAAAGUGACAAAAUUGUAUCCUGGACCAGAUGGGAGAACGAGAAUUGUAGACGUGCAAACUACCGGAGGAAUGCUAAGACGUCCUAGCCGUCGAGUCAUCGUGGUGGUUCCUACAGAAUCAUCGCUUAAAACGUGA
This is a messenger RNA of Maniola jurtina (meadow brown), 4743 nucleotides long. RefSeq lists its product as uncharacterized. The record is from RefSeq and is a predicted model, not a curated record. The transcript has a single exon. Bases 1 to 4743 code for a protein of 1580 amino acids. Gene Ontology annotation, molecular function: nucleic acid binding. Gene Ontology annotation, biological process: DNA integration. Lineage: Eukaryota; Metazoa; Arthropoda; Insecta; Lepidoptera; Nymphalidae.